AUGGCAGAGGUGGCAAGGGAACCUGGCACCUUCUUGCCAAAGGAAACCGUUCAAACAGCUGCCAGCAGAGCAGCCAAGAUAAGAGGCGAUGGGGAGUGGGCACAGGUGUGUGCUUUGGAAAGCCCCUCCUGUAUGUUUCCUCUGGGGAGAAAUCCAGGAGGACGGGCAAAGUGCCAGAGGAGUGGAGCAGGGCCAGCACGGAUCCUGUCAACGGGGAAGAGAGAGCCAGGCACCUGGCCGCGUCUCUUAGAAGAUUCCCACAGAAGCCAGGCCGGGCUGCCCUGCCGGCAGACGGAGACGGAGCUGGUGAACGAUCGGACCCGUGACUGCCCAUCCGUGGCUCUGCAUGCAGAUGGAAGGAAGCCUGGCGCGGCUGUGCCCGAGGCCCUGUGCCACGCAGCGUCUUUGUGUGCAAAUGGACCCCAAGAGAAAACGCUGCCAUCCGAUUUUCAGGUGACAGAUCUGCAGAUCUCCCAGAGACUGAGCACAGCAAACUCUAGAAGGGGUGUCCUGGAGAGGGUCUUCUCCAGCUGCCACACCAGCACCCAGAGGAAGCCCCGUACCUGCAGCAGGGUGGCACCGGGCACCCAUUCCAGCACCGGGCCUUUUGAGUUUGGCAGCAGCAUCCGGCCCGGGGACAGGAGGGCCCACCUCAACUCGGCCAACUUCACGGCCUCGCAAGGGCCCGGCCUCGACUCGGACUUUGGCGCCAGUGCUGGCGUUUCUGUCCGGAUCUUGUCAACUGACAGCGAAGGCAGCCCCAACACACCCGUUGUGCAUCGCCAACAAGCCGAGCACUUUGAGUGGGACUACUACGACCCCAGCUACAAGAGGAAAGCUCAGCUGCAUCAUUCCCUGCCUCCCAUCUGCAGCAAGCAGUACUGGCUGUAACCUAGGAGAGUCCACAAGUUACCUUUGCCGCACUUUAUGCGUGUGCAGAAGAGAGGUGGCUUGUUGGGAUUUAUUGUGAGGAAUUUUAGUUGUGGUCUUUCUCUUUGGCUUGCACUCUGCUUAUUGGGAGAGAUUUCCUGUUUCGGCUGAAUGUCUCUCCCAUGGAAUAUUUUCACAUUGCAAAAAGCUUCACUUACCCUUAUCUGCACCUGUAUACCAGGGGUCUCCAACCUUGGUGACUUUAAGACUUGUGGACUUCAACUCCCAGAAUUCCCCAGCUCUGGGAGUUGAAGUCCACAAGGCUUAAAGUCGCCAAGGUUGGAGACCCCUGCUUUAUACAAUACUUCUGUGCCCAAAUACGAACCUUUUCAGCACCCCCCGUGUGGGGCUGCCCACUUCAUUCCUCACAGUCCGUUUCCGCAGUCCUUUCAAGCACAAGACCCCCACUGACACUCAGCGCUAGGUAGCCCUGAACAAAAAACCUAGUUAGAAUGCCACCAGUCUAAUCUCAAUAACCCAAAGUGAUUUCACACCUGACCAGGGAGAGAGACACGGUCAACCUCACAGGUGCUCAUUCUGCACAUCAGCACAAAGCAUGGGAUGCAAGGAGAGAGACCUGGUGGGAUACAAACCUUGAUGGCAACACGUGAUGCCUGAUUUUAUAUAGUGUUUAUUAAAGAUACUGAACUUUUU
Molecule: messenger RNA, 1584 nt
Organism: Pantherophis guttatus
Lineage: Eukaryota; Metazoa; Chordata; Lepidosauria; Squamata; Colubridae
Source: RefSeq, a predicted model, not a curated record